Messenger RNA from Myotis davidii, 5769 nucleotides. It is a transcript of the gene CACNA1B, whose product is annotated as calcium voltage-gated channel subunit alpha1 B. The annotation marks the transcript as partial. Gene Ontology annotation, molecular function: high voltage-gated calcium channel activity. Lineage: Eukaryota; Metazoa; Chordata; Mammalia; Chiroptera; Vespertilionidae. Gene Ontology annotation, biological process: chemical synaptic transmission; calcium ion import across plasma membrane. The record is from RefSeq and is a predicted model, not a curated record. The transcript has 50 exons. Gene Ontology annotation, cellular component: membrane; voltage-gated calcium channel complex; neuronal cell body.
AUGACCAAGAGCUGGUAUGGAUCCAGUGCCAAGGCAGAGGACGACACGGAGCCGUAUUUCAUCGGCAUCUUUUGCUUCGAGGCUGGGAUCAAGAUCAUCGCCCUGGGCUUCGUGCUGCACAAGGGCUCCUACCUGCGCAACGGCUGGAACGUCAUGGACUUCGUGGUGGUUCUCACGGGGAUCCUCGCCACUGCCGGCACCGACUUCGACCUGCGGACGCUGCGGGCGGUGCGGGUGCUGCGGCCCCUCAAGCUGGUGUCGGGGAUUCCGAGCCUGCAGGUGGUGCUCAAGUCCAUCAUGAAGGCCAUGGUCCCGCUGCUGCAGAUCGGGCUGCUGCUCUUCUUCGCUAUCCUCAUGUUCGCCAUCAUCGGCCUGGAGUUCUACAUGGGCAAGUUCCACAAGGCCUGCUUCUCCAAUGGCACAGGUGAGGCGGCGCGGGGNNNNUUCCCCUGCGGCAAGGAGGCGCCCGCCCGGCUGUGCGAGGGCGACACCGAGUGCCGGGAGUACUGGCAGGGCCCCAACUUCGGCAUCACCAACUUCGACAACAUCCUGUUCGCCGUCCUGACGGUGUUCCAGUGCAUCACCAUGGAGGGCUGGACCGACAUCCUCUACAACACAAACGAUGCUGCCGGCAACACCUGGAACUGGCUGUACUUCAUCCCCCUCAUCAUCAUCGGCUCCUUCUUCAUGCUCAACCUGGUGCUGGGCGUGCUCUCAGGGGAGUUCGCCAAGGAGCGCGAGCGGGUGGAGAACCGCCGGGCCUUCCUGAAGCUGCGGCGGCAGCAGCAGAUCGAGCGGGAGCUUAACGGCUACCUGGAGUGGAUCUUCAAGGCCGAGGAAGUCAUGCUGGCCGAGGAGGACAAGAACGCAGAGGAGAAGUCCCCCCUGGAUGUGCUGAAGCGGGCGGCCACCAAGAAGAGUCGCAACGACCUGAUCCACGCCGAGGAGGGCGAGGACCGCUUUGCAGACCUCUGUGCUGUGGGGUCCCCCUUCGCCCGCGCCAGCCUCAAGAGCGGGAAGACGGAGGGCUCGUCCUACUUCCGCCGGAAGGAGAAGAUGUUCCGGUUCUUCGUGCGGCGCAUGGUGAAGGCGCAGAGCUUCUACUGGGUGGUGCUGUGCGUGGUGGCCCUGAACACACUGUGCGUGGCCAUGGUGCACUACAACCAGCCCCAGCGGCUCACCACCGCGCUGUACUUUGCAGAGUUUGUUUUCCUGGGUCUCUUCCUCACAGAGAUGUCCCUGAAGAUGUACGGCCUGGGGCCCAGGAGCUACUUCCGGUCCUCCUUCAACUGCUUCGACUUCGGGGUCAUCGUGGGGAGCAUCUUUGAAGUGGUCUGGGCGGCCAUCAAGCCGGGAACCUCCUUUGGGAUCAGUGUGCUGCGGGCUCUCCGGCUGCUGAGGAUCUUCAAGGUCACAAAGGAAGGCCGGGGACUUGACUACGUCCUCGCGCAGGUCCUCUGGCUGCUGUCCUCACACAGCGCUGCCCGGGGCCCUGGAGUACGUGCCGGGGGGAGGAGGGUGCUGGGCAUGCAGCUCUUCGGGGGGCAGUUCAACUUUAAAGAAGAGACUCCAACAACCAACUUUGACACCUUCCCCGCCGCCAUCCUCACUGUCUUCCAGAUCCUGACGGGAGAGGACUGGAACGCAGUGAUGUAUCACGGGAUCGAGUCGCAGGGCGGCGUCAGCAAAGGCAUGUUCUCGUCCUUUUACUUCAUCGUCCUGACGCUGUUUGGAAACUACACCUUGCUGAAUGUCUUCCUGGCCAUCGCCGUGGACAACCUCGCCAACGCCCAGGAGCUGACCAAGGAUGAGGAGGAGAUGGAAGAGGCCGCCAAUCAGAAGCUUGCUCUGCAAAAGGCCAAGGAAGUGGCUGAAGUCAGCCCCAUGUCGGCCACGAACGUCUCCAUUGCCACUUGUGUAAGGCACACGCGGGGUGCUGUGUCUCGCAGCUCAUCUGUCUCCAGCGUGAACUCGCAGCAGAACGCCAAGGCGCGAUCGGUGUGGGAGCAGCGGACCAGCCAGCUGCGCCUGCAGAACGCACCCGAGGAGGCUGUGGAGAAGGAGGGCGAGGCGGAGGACAAGGACAAGGACAAGGAGCCACGGGACCCCCAGCCCCAGGAGCCACACUGUGACCUGGAGGCCGGCGCCGCGUUGGGCGUGGGCCUGGUGCGCGCCCUGCCCAGCACCUGCGUGCAGAAGGCGGAGGAGCAGCCGGGGGAUGCGGAUAACCAGCGGAACGUCACUCGGAUGGGCACGCAGCCCUCAGAGCCCAGCGCCGCUGUGCACGCCCCAGUGGCGCCCGGACCCCCUGGGGAGACCACGGCUGUGCUCAGUGGCAACGUGGACCUGGAGAGCCAGGCGGAGGGGAAGGAGGGGGAGGCCGAUGGCGUGAUGCGGAGCGGCCCCCGGCCCGUCGUCCCCUACAGCUCCAUGUUCUGUCUCAGCCCCACCAACCUGCUCCGCCGCCUCUGCCACUACAUUGUGACCAUGCGGUACUUCGAGAUGGUCAUCCUCGUGGUCAUCGCACUGAGCAGCAUCGCCCUGGCCGCCGAGGACCCCGUGCGCGCAGACUCGCCCCGGAACAACGUCCUGAAGUACAUGGACUACAUCUUCACGGGCGUCUUCACCUUCGAGAUGGUGAUAAAGAUGAUUGACCUGGGACUGCUGCUGCACCCGGGGGCCUACUUCCGGGACCUGUGGAACAUUCUGGACUUCAUUGUGGUCAGUGGGGCCCUGGUGGCGUUUGCCUUCUCGAGCUUCAUGGGCGGCUCCAAAGGGAAGGACAUCAACACCAUCAAGUCCCUGCGGGUCCUGCGCGUCCUGCGGCCCCUCAAGACCAUCAAGCGGCUGCCGAAGCUCAAGGCCGUGUUCGACUGCGUGGUGAACUCGCUGAAGAACGUGCUCAACAUCCUCAUCGUCUACAUGCUCUUCAUGUUCAUCUUCGCCGUCAUCGCCGUGCAGCUGUUCAAGGGCAAGUUUUUCUACUGCACCGACGAGUCCAAGGAGCUGGAGCGGGACUGCAGGGGCCAGUACCUGGACUACGAGCGGGAGGAGGUGGAGGCCCAGCCACGGCAGUGGAAGAAGUACGACUUCCACUACGACAACGUGCUCUGGGCCCUGCUCACGCUGUUCACCGUGUCCACAGGGGAAGGCUGGCCCAUGGUGCUGAAGCACUCGGUGGACGCCACCUACGAGGAGCAAGGCCCGAGCCCAGGGUACCGCAUGGAGCUGUCCAUCUUCUACGUGGUCUACUUCGUGGUCUUCCCCUUCUUCUUCGUCAACAUCUUCGUGGCCUUGAUCAUCAUCACCUUCCAGGAGCAGGGGGACAGGGCGAUGUCGGCGUGCAGCCUGGAGAAGAACGAGAGAGCGUGCAUUGACUUCGCCAUCAGCGCCAAGCCCCUGACGCGAUACAUGCCUCAGAACAAGCAGUCCUUCCAGUACAAGACGUGGACAUUCGUGGUCUCACCGCCCUUCGAGUACUUCAUCAUGGCCAUGAUCGCCCUCAACACCGUGGUGCUGAUGAUGAAGUUCUACGACGCGCCCUACGAGUACGAGCUGAUGCUCAAGUGCCUGAACAUCGUGUUCACGUCCAUGUUCUCCAUGGAGUGUGUGCUCAAGAUCGUCGCCUUCGGGGUGCUGAACUACUUCCGAGAUGCCUGGAAUGUCUUCGACUUCGUCACGGUGCUGGGCAGCAUCACCGACAUCCUCGUCACGGAGAUCGCGAACAACUUCAUCAACCUCAGCUUCCUGCGCCUGUUCCGUGCGGCGCGGCUCAUCAAGCUGCUGCGCCAGGGCUACACCAUCCGCAUCCUGCUCUGGACCUUCGUGCAGUCCUUCAAGGCCUUGCCCUACGUGUGCCUCCUGAUCGCCAUGCUGUUCUUCAUCUACGCCAUCAUCGGCAUGCAGGUGUUUGGAAACAUCGCCCUGGACGACGACUCCAGCAUCAACAGGCACAACAACUUCCGGACGUUUCUGCAGGCGCUGAUGCUGCUGUUCAGGAGCGCCACCGGGGAGGCCUGGCACGAGAUCAUGCUGUCCUGCCUCAGCAACCAGAAAUGCGACGAGCACGCCCAUGCCAGCGAGUGCGGCAGCGACUUCGCCUACUUCUACUUCGUCUCCUUCAUCUUCCUCUGCUCCUUCCUGAUGUUGAACCUGUUUGUGGCGGUGAUCAUGGACAAUUUUGAGUACCUCACGCGGGACUCUUCCAUCCUAGGGCCUCACCACCUGGACGAGUUCAUCAGGGUCUGGGCCGAGGACGACCCGGCUGCCUGCGGGCGCAUCACUUACAGUGACAUGUUUGAGAUGCUGAAGCACAUGCCCCCGCCCCUGGGGCUGGGGAAGCGCUGCCCCGCGCGAGUGGCCUACAAGCGCCUGGUCCGCAUGAACAUGCCCAUCUCCAGCGAGGACAUGACCGUCCACUUCACGUCCACGCUGAUGGCCCUCAUCCGCACGGCGCUGGAGAUCAAGCUGGCCCCAGCCGGCUCGAAGCAGCACCAGUGCGAUGCGGCACUGCGGAAGGAGAUCGCCGCGGUGUGGGCCAACCUGCCCCAGAAGACCUUGGACCUGCUGGUGCCGCCCCACAGACCUGACGAGAUGACCGUGGGGAAGGUCUACGCAGCCCUGAUGAUCUUCGACUUCUACAAGCAGAGCAAGACCAGCAGGGACCAGACCCACCCCGCUCCUGGCCUGUCCCAGAUGGGCCCCGGGUCCCUGUUCCACCCCCUGAAGCCCCCGCUGGAGAAGACACAGCCGCCGGUGCUCAGGGGGGCCCACGUGUUUCUUCAGCAGAAGAGCCCCCUCAGCAACGGCGGGGCCAUACAAACCCCAGAGGGCGACCUCAAGGAGUCCAUUUCCGGGGGCGCCCAGAGGGCCCAGGAGGUGCCACACGCUGCCAGGGCCCCCCUGGAACGAGGCCACUCGACAGAGAUCCCAGUGGUGCAGCCAGGAAAACCGGCUGUGGAUGUCCAGAUGCAGAGCAUGGCCCUGAGGGGCCCUGACGGGGAGCCCCAGCCCGGGCUGGAGAGCCAGGGCCGAGCGGCCUCCAUGCCUCGCCUGGCAGCGGAGUCACAGGUGGGUGGUCUGGGGAUGCCGCUAGGGGGGAGGGGAGGCCUGGCGGAGGGGCUGGGUCCGUUGGGUGGAGCCUCUGCCCUGUGCUGCAGCCUGGACACUGUCAGCCAGCCCCACCACCACCACCGCUGCCACCGGCGCAGGGACAGGAAGCAGAAGUCCCUGGAGAAGGGGCCCAGCCUGUCCGCAGACACGGAUGGCGCCCCCAGCAGCACCGCAGGGCCAGGGCCCCCCCCGGGAGAGGGGCCCCCAGGCCGGCGGGAGCGCAGGCAGGAGCGGGGCCGGUCCCAGGAGCGCAGGCAGCCCUCCUCCUCCUCCUCCGAGAAGCAGCGCUUCUACUCCUGUGACCGCUUUGGGGGCCGGGAGCCCCCGCUACCCAGGCCCGCCCUCAGCAGCCACCCCACGUCGCCGACGGCCGGGCAGGAGCCAGGACCCCCGAGACAGGGCAGCGGUUCCAUGGACGGGAGCCCCCUGCUGUCCACAUCUGGUGCUAGCACCCCAGGCCGUGGUGGGCGGAGGCAGCUCCCCCAGACUCCACUGACGCCCCGGCCCAGCGUCACCUACAAGACGGCCAACUCCUCGCCCGUGCACUUCGCUGGGGCCCAGGGCAGCCUCCCCCCCUUCUCCCCGGGCCGGCUCAGCCGGGGCCUUUCGGAACACAACGCCCUGCUCCAGAGAGACCCCCUGGCCCAGCCCCUGGCC